This is a messenger RNA of Eriocheir sinensis (Chinese mitten crab), 1119 nucleotides long. Its product is annotated as protein doublesex-like. The transcript is spliced from 2 exons. The coding region runs from base 376 to 843 and encodes 155 amino acids. The record is from RefSeq and is a predicted model, not a curated record. Lineage: Eukaryota; Metazoa; Arthropoda; Malacostraca; Decapoda; Varunidae.
CGCCCUCAACCCUGCCUCGGCCCAGCAGCAGGUCUGUGGCGCCCCUGAUCAAGUAGUGAGGUACUCUGAAGACGAAGUGAUGUUUUCCAGUGCAGAAGGAUACAAUCUGUGGAGCGCGGGGUACGUGCAGCCGGGAAGUGAUUUUAGAGGGAUCAGCGUCAAAGUAAAACAAGGGAAUGUUCAACACGUAGCUUGGUUCCCUGCUGACCCUUGCUUCCCUGACACAGGAGAGAAGUGGGUGCCGCUGAGAGUGGAGGUAAAGUACUUAUACUACAGGAAAACACCGUCGACUCACAAUUCAUAUCCUUAUGUAUGCUUCGCUCGCUUCCAGCUGAGCACAAAUUACUGCCAAUGGACAUGUGAUAGCCAUGGCGUAUGUCAGUUAAUUGGAAAUCUGAGUGUUGUGGCUCAUGGGCCCUCAUAUUGGAGAAGGAACCAUCCAGGAAUAACGUGUCUUGCAAAUGUGGUGUCGACUCCACAGCCCACCGAUGCGUACAUCUGCGAGAACCCUCCAUUCAGGCCACCUUCACGCACUAUCCCACCUACAACCACCACCCCAACCACGACUACAACCACCCCAACAACGACUACAACAACCACAACCACGACUUCCACCAUCCUAACCACUACGGAAAAGACAUCAACACCCACAACCACAGAUCCCUUCCCGUCCCCUGCGUCAUCUGCGUCUUCGUCGGUGGUGCUGCUAAUAGUGGUGCCGGUGGUGGCGGUGGUGAUAUUCCUGGUGAUAGUGGUGGUGGUGGUGGUGGUGGUCUGCCGCAGGCGACGAAGACGCAGAUCAGCGGCAUCACUCAUGGGGGUCCAGUAUCAUCACCAGCUUGACCCACCCACACCCACACAAGACUAUGUCAUCGAGAACAACCUGUAUGAACCACUCGGAGGCCUCGUAAACCCCACUGGACCCAGGGAAGACCAGCAACAAGUAUACGUCGUGGAGAACAACCUGUAUGAACCUCUCCCUGGACCUGUAAACCCCACCAGAGCCAGGGAUGACCAGCAACAAGUAUACGUCGUGGAGAACAACCUGUAUGAACCUCUCCCUGGACCUGUAAACCCCACCAGAGCCAGGGAAGACCAGCAACAAGUAUACAUCGUGGA